Messenger RNA from Darwinula stevensoni, 360 nucleotides. The record is from the annotation of a GenBank genome assembly. Lineage: Eukaryota; Metazoa; Arthropoda; Ostracoda; Podocopida; Darwinulidae.
AUGGAUGCUGAAACCUUCUCAUCCCUCAUUCCUCAUUCCCCAUUGUCCUUCCUUCAUGCACGAUUCUCGGUGGUAGUUGCAUGCGAGAUUCCUCGGGCACCAAGGGUGUGCUUGUGUGCUGCUAAGCCUCAUACGACCCUCCUCCUCCUCCUCCUCUGGAUAUCAACUUUAGACAUCUCUGGAGAGUACAGGAUGUGUGGGGUAUGGAUGGCAGGGAAGGGUCCUGGAAGGCAAAGGUUUGACAAAGAGCAGAGGAGAGAUGCUCUUGGAGCCUCCCGAAUCCGUGACAGUCUCCAGUGCCUUACAGGAAGGGAGAUCUGUGAAAUAAGAGGGAAAAGGGACAGAAAACCGGCGAUGUGA